AUGCCUGGAAUCAGCAAAGUCUGUUGCUCAAUCCCUCCUGUUGUCUCUAAGGGCUAUCAGGCCAAGGGCGAAUACAAAACAAUCAAUGGCCUGAAGACCUACGUCACCGGUCCGGAGUCGGCCUCUAAGGCUAUCUUGGUUGUAUACGAUAUCUUCGGUUUCUUCGACCAGACCAUUCAAGGCGCCGAUAUCCUCGCAACCUCGACCGACCAAAAAUACCGCGUGUUCAUGCCCGACUUCUUUGAGGGUAGCCCUGCCGACAUCUCGUGGUACCCUCCCACCACCGACGAGCACAAGAAGAAGCUAGGCGACUUCUUCUCGACCAAGGCUGCCCCGCCCAACACCCUCUCCAAGAUCCUUAACGUCGUGGCCGAAGCUAACAAGCUGGCCCCUGGCGGCAAUUUCCAGUCCUGGUCGAUCCUGGGUUUCUGCUGGGGCGGCAAGAUCGCUGCCCUGUCCUCUGGUGCGGACAACAAGCUCUUCAAGGCGGCUGCGCAGUGCCACCCGGCGAUGGUCGAUGCCAAUGAUGCCAAGGUCGUGAAUAUCCCCAUGGCGAUGCUCGCCUCGGGAGACGAGCCUGUUCAAGACGUCAAGGACUUUGAGGCAAACUUGAAGGUCCCCAAGCAUGUCGAGACCUUCUCCACCCAGAUUCACGGCUGGAUGGCUGCGCGAUCGGAUCUGGAGAAUCCCGAGGUGCGCAAGGAGUAUGAGCGUGGUUAUAAGACCGUUCUUGAAUUCUUCCACCAGCACUCGUAA
Messenger RNA from Penicillium paradoxum, 756 nucleotides. Its product is annotated as dienelactone hydrolase family protein. NCBI's taxonomy places the organism in Eukaryota, Fungi, Ascomycota, Eurotiomycetes, Eurotiales, Aspergillaceae. Bases 1 to 756 code for a protein of 251 amino acids. The transcript has 4 exons. The record is from RefSeq and is a predicted model, not a curated record. Gene Ontology annotation, molecular function: hydrolase activity.